AUGGAUGUUGCCUCAGAUGGUGAAAGUCCUACCCAAGGCAGUGUGGUUGUUAUUGAUUUCAGUGAGGAGGAACAGCUUGGUAGUGGAAAGAAGAAGAAUCCCUUAAGGCAACUUGUCAUCAUGAUGGGAAAAAACUACUGCCGCAUGCCAGGUUAUCAAUGCUCAACAAAGACUCAGAAUUACAAGAUGGCUACUGAUGUUAAGGUUGAUAUAACAAAUCCGAAGAAGACAGUAAAAGGCCUUGCUCUAGCAGAUGAGCUGGACAUAGGAGAGCAUGAAAACCUAGUUGGGAAAAAGCGACCAUUGGACUCUGUUUUAAGUCUUGUGAAAGUUGAAGAGGGAUAUGCGCCAAUCACAAAACAUAUUAAGUCUUGUGCAGGAUUUGGGUCAGCUGCAGUCAUGACUAUGGAAAUAUUUUUUGAGUCCAAAGAAGAUUUCAAUAAUUAUGAAAUGCAACAGGAAUUCGCCAAAAGCAUGUUGAAGGACCUGGCUUUUCUUUUUUUGGAGGUUGGAAAGAAGGCUUUGGAGCACCAUGGUUUAUUACAAUCUCCUUUUAUUCUUCAGACAUUCACAACUCAUUUAAACUCAAUUGACGGUGCUAUUGAUGUUGAAAAACAUCAGGUGGAUGGAACGUACAGUAACUUUAGUAACAUGGAAAAGUUCCCACCAAGAGGAGCCUUAGCUAUGUUCGCUGCUGCAGUUGAGCAUGUGUUCACUUUGUGGGAAAAUAGAGAAAUACUGUGGGAACCAAAGGAUCAGAUCACUGAGACUCGGAUGGACGAGGCAGUAAACUUGAAGCUGUAUGCCAAGCCAUUGCCAAAGCUCAAUAAGUCAACUGGCAAGGAGACUGCCACACACAAUAGAUUUUUGGACAUGAACUGGGGAUCAACAACCCGCAAGUACUAUAAUUCCACCAAGUCCCUCAAGGUUUCCUCACUAGAAGAGAUUACCCACAAGGCCUUGGUGUUUACUAAACGGAACACUGAGUUCACCAAGGACACUCACACCAACCCUCAUGAAUGCUUGGUGAACAUCUAA
Molecule: messenger RNA, 1038 nt
Organism: Serpula lacrymans var. lacrymans S7.9
Lineage: Eukaryota; Fungi; Basidiomycota; Agaricomycetes; Boletales; Serpulaceae
Exons: 9
Coding region: 1-1038 (345 amino acids)
Source: RefSeq, a predicted model, not a curated record